AAUCGAACUCCAAAUUGUUCCAUUUUACUUGCUAAGUUUGCGUUGAUAACAGUGUUAAUCAUGCAGCGCUCUUAUUUUUGCCUUUUCGCUUUGGCCGCAGUGUUUCUGCUGUUUGUGGCGUAUCCGGUCAGUGCCAACCGCGGAGGAAUCAACCCAUGGAACCGCGUGGCGGCGGAGGAGCACAUGCCAAGACAGGCAUGAAGUGCCCUUGUAAAAACUACCAUAAGGAUGUUACAUAACCGGAUUACUCAUGUAGUAAUGUAACCUAUGGUCAUAUAUGUUUUUCCCUAUGGUCAUGUACCUAUGGUCAUGUGUGCGUUUAUUCUAUGGUCAUAGUCCAUGUUUUUGCCUUUCUCAUGCCCUUGUGAGCCAGAUGUACUGACAAUGAGUGAUUGUCUGAUAUUAGGUCGUUUCCCUGGAUGUCCUGUUAUUUCCGGCUUAGGCCGUUAUAUAAGCUCAUGUUUACUUGUUAUUUGUUAGUUCUUAGCUGAGUAUUAUUAAAGUGGCUAAAACCCGAUAUUCAUUACGCCUUACGGAUAGUGUAAGCGUAUCAUUUGGUGCCGAAACCGUGGAGAACACGGGACCUUUAGAUGGUGCCGAAAGCAGUUUGAAUACCGUGACCUUUAGUACGGUGGUUUCGUGGGCGUAGUCUUAUGUCAGUAAAGGGGGAGACUGACCCCCUGGGCAACCUAUUUUCGGACGACGAGGAUAAACCGAUUGUGGACGAAUUGCCGCCUGUGGAGACUACGAUGGCGAAGCUGGACGUAUCAGGUGGACGGCAGGCUCCGGCAUUCUCUGUGAAUGCCCGGGAGUUGGCGGACGUGAUGGGAUCGCUUGCGGUAGCGACGGACGUGCGACCGCCGGUGUUCACCGGGAAAGCCGGUGAGAAUGUUGCGCAGUGGGUUCGUAGGUUCCGGACGGUGGCGCAGGCGUUGGAGUGGGACGAUGCGAAGCAGCUGACGCAAGUCCCCGUGUACUUGACUGGCCAUGCGGGUCAGUGGUACAACACUGUGUCGGAGGACGGGACAAAGCCCUACACGACGUGGAAGGCCUUCAGGGACGCCCUCCUGGCACGCUUCCAGACUGAAGAUUGGAAGUUGCAACUGAAGCUGAAGAUUUCUCAGCGUAAGUUACAGAAGAACGAAUCCGUUGAAGAUUAUUACAAUGACAUGGUUGACCUAUGUUAUGAAUACGAUUUCAAAAUGGAUGACCUGGACGUCCUCCUGAAGCUGCGGAACGGACUUUACCCGGAGAUCGACAAGAUGUUAGUCACCUCCGCAGCCAAGACGCCUCAAGGAUUCUUCGCGGACCUGCAGAAGGCGGCGCAGUCCUUACGGAGGGAGGAGCAAGCCAACCAACGACAGCAGGCGGCGGAUCAGCGUGCCAACAACCAUUUCCGUCGAAGUGGCGGUAAGCCAGAAUUUCAUUCUAAGUUAACCGCUGCUGAUUCCAACCACAGCGACGCAUCGAGACCGGCACGAACCGGAAACGCAUUGACCGCACCACGUAAAAAUAAGUCCUGCUGGAACUGCGGAUCAACGGAACAUUUGCUUCGGGAUUGUCCGAAGCGGGCUAAAGAUGCCAAGGGAGCUGCGCCGAGGGCGGGACUCCGGAUGAUGCGCGGAAGCGCAUUGGACCGUACAGGCAGGGACGACCCGACAUGGGAGGCGGCAGCCACGCUGGCCGCUAUGUCCGGGGCGGAUGCCGGCUGUGCGGCGUAUGGGGCAACGUCGUGUGGGUAUGUGUACCGUAUGCUAGACGGAUACCCGGUUGCGUUGUCAGCAGGUACGUGUCCUGGUUGUAUUGAAUGCACGCCAUUCCGAAGCCGACCUUUGGACACUACUGCGGCGCAUGAGCUGCGCGUGUAUCAGGCCGAGGUGGAGGACGAAGUGCAGUCAACCGACGAGUCCGAUACGAUCAGCAUUUAUGCCGACUCGGUGUGUGAAACGCGUAAUCGGCGUGGAUCAGCUGACAGCACCGCUUCAGUGAAUGGAGAUGCACGGCAUGCAAGCACGCAAACGGACGCCGGCUUACACACGGUCAGUACAGUUAGCGUCGGUGUGCAAGCUAAUAAUUUAUUGCAAGUCAAAGUGGAAGAUGAAGACGAAUUGAUCGGUGUGGGUGUCAAGUUUCAUUGCGAUAAAGAGUUGCGACCGCUUCGCGACGGUGACUUUUUACCGUAUAAGUAUGAGAUCGGCAAGGACUCCUUCGGCUUGUGGGAAAAGAUUCCACGAAAGCGUCCUCUCUACACAAUGAUGCGUACGCCUGGAGAUGGGGGCGAAGGCCGUCACGCUGUGCUCGGAACGCACAUGUGUGUUGAUGUGACCUUGAACGGACAGGCUGCACGUGCCUUGGUGGACACUGGUGCCAACCUCUCCGUUGUAAACCGGGGUUUCCUGGAGAGGAAGCUGGAUGUCAUGCCGGAUCCACUGAUGAUGCCUGUGGAACUGGGUGACGGGAGUACGAUCCGUACAACGGGUAAGAUCGUACUCGAUGUUGCGGUAGCAAACCAGAAGCUGCCGGUGGCUUUUUGUGUUUUUGACAAUGUCAGCAACGAGGGAUACGAGUGCGUACUGGGAUGCAACUUCCUGCGCCAACCCGGAUGGCUGGUGGAUGUGUGCAAUGCGGCGCUCUUGUACGUGGGACAGGAUGGUACCACGGUCACGCAUGGGGGAUGUGGUGACACGGUGGUGACGGAUACCUGCGGCCACACCCGGGAUGCGGUCAUGAUGCCGGCGGCGGCCCUGUGCGCCCGGAUGACCGCGGAUCAGGGAUCCAUGCUGACGACGCCACGAGUGAAUCAGCUUAUGAAGUAUGGCGAUCCGGAUGUACCGGAGGAUGAGCUGGCGAUGUGGGAGUACGAUUGGCCACGCCGUCCCGUUUCGGAUUUUGACAUUGGAGACGCUGAUACGACCGACGGGGCGUUGUCUGGCAAACGGUAUAUCUCCACGUUGGACUUGGUAUCCGGUUACUGGCAGAUGCCAUUAGCGGAGGAGUCGAAGCCGUUGACAGCCUUCCAGUCGCCAAUGGGGUUCUACGAGUACGAGGUACUGUGCUUUGGGCUCAAGAACGCUCCAUCGUACUUCCAGCGUACCAUGACAACAAUCGUGGGGGACCUCAUCGUGCGGGGCGUCGUGGCGGUCUACCUGGAUGAUGUGAUCAUCGCGACGUUUACGUUGGAGGAGCAUGAAGAAGUAUUGGAGGCGCUGUUUUCUCGAUGUCGGGAGAUCGAGUUAAUGUUCAAACCGGAGAAGUGUCACUUUCUAAAAGCGACAGUCAACGUACUGGGAUUUACGGUGACGCGGGAAGGCGUGGUGGCCGACCCUGAAAAGGUACGUGCCAUUACCGAUUUCCCGGUUCCCGCAAAUCUUAAAGCCGUGCGUGCGUUUCUCGGUUUAACCGGUUAUUACCGGCGUUUCAUCAAAGACUAUGCGGCGCUGGCCUGUCCGCUGUACGAGCUGACGAAGAAGGACGUGCCGUUCGUCUGGGAGCAGCUGCAGGAAGGGGCAUUCGAGGCGUUGAAGAACCGUCUCGUCUCGUCGCCGGUGCUUGGACACUUUGACGUAUCGCGACCGGUGGAGAUCCACCCGGACGCCAGUGGAUACGCCAUCGGAGUGGUCAUUCUGCAGCAGGAUGCGGACGGUGUCUUGCGUGUGCUGGCUUAUGGGAGCCGCCGCUUGAACGCCGCGGAGCGGAACUACAGCACCACGGAGCGGGAGUGUUUGGGAAUCGUCUGGACCGCAGAUAAGUUUCGUUACUAUCUGUUAGGUCGGGUUGUGACGGUCAUCACUGACCACCAUAGUUUGUGUUGGUUGGUGAACAUUCAGUCUCCCAGUGGUCGCUUGGUCCGUUGGGCACUUCGACUCCAAGAGUUCGACCUGGUGAUUCGACACAAGAGCGGAGCGAAGCAUGCCGAUGGAGACUGUCUGUCUCGGUACCCACCAGCUACGGAAACCGGUGUGCUGGCAGUGAUGGCGGUACGUGAGGAGACGGGCCCCACCACGCAAGCAAUGUUGGAGGCACAGUCCAAUGACCCUUGGAUUCAGGAGGUGAUGGAGCAGAUGGACUCGGUCAAGAGCGUUCAGAAAGUUUACGCCGUGAAGGACGGGUUGCUCUAUCGCGAGUGGAAGAGUCAAGGUGAAAAACAUUACUGCUAG
Paramacrobiotus metropolitanus is the source of this 4157-nucleotide messenger RNA. RefSeq lists its product as uncharacterized. Gene Ontology annotation, molecular function: zinc ion binding; nucleic acid binding; aspartic-type endopeptidase activity. Gene Ontology annotation, biological process: proteolysis. The record is from RefSeq and is a predicted model, not a curated record. The transcript is spliced from 3 exons. NCBI's taxonomy places the organism in Eukaryota, Metazoa, Tardigrada, Eutardigrada, Parachela, Macrobiotidae. Bases 654 to 4157 code for a protein of 1167 amino acids.